GCACCAGCUGCACGGACUCGACAUCUCCUCCUCCUCUCCGUCCACCUCCACGGCUCCUCAGAGAGUGUCCAGCAGAGAUGUCGGGGACCCUGUAGGACUCCAGGGCGCUGUAAUCCUGCAGGAGAGCUGCUGUGAGAUCUGGAUGUGAAGGUCGAGCACCACGGUCAUGAUCGACUGGCCCAAUGUGACAGCGUCCGGCGACCAGGAGCUGGGCCAGGAACCCGAGGAGCUACAGAAGUCCAAAUGUGUCCUGGGCUUCAUUCCUGUCAUCUACUACAGCGUUCUGCUCUGUGUGGGAGUACCAGUGAACAUCCUGACGGCGGUGGCAUUAUCCAGACUGGCGUGCCGGACUAAGAAAACUCUGUAUUACUACCUCCUGGCGGUGACGGGCUCAGAUAUUCUCUCUCAGCUCUUCAUCAUCUUUGUUGGCUUCCUGCUGGAGACGGCGGUCUUUCACCGUGAGGUCCCUGCACUCCUGUUGCACUCCGUCAGCGCUGCAGAGUUUGCCGCCAACCACGCCUCCAUCUGGUCCACAGUGCCCCUUACCGUAGACCGCUAUGUGGCGCUGUGCCACCCCCUCCUCCACCGCCAGAUCAGCUACCCGGCCCGGGCCAGGAAGAUCAUCGGGGUGGUGCUGAUGUUGUCGUUCGCGUCUGGCGUGCCGUUCUUCUGGUGGUCGGACAUGUGGAGAAACAGCCACCCGCCCACGGCGCUGGACACCGUACUCAUAUGGACACACGUGACCAUCAUCUACUUCCUGCCGUGCAGCAUCUUCCUGGUGCUGAACUCUCUGAUCAUCCACACGCUCAGGGUGAGGCAGAGGCAGCAGCGCUGUGAGGAGGAGAGCGGGCCGAAGUCUGCGCCUCCUCGAAGACUUGGUAAAACGACCGCCAUGCUGCUGGCCAUCACCUCUGUGUUCUCGGUGCUCUGGGCGCCGAGGACAGUCGUGGUCAUUUACCACCUGUAUGUGUCAUCCGUGCACAGAGACUGGCAAGUCCACCUGGCCUACGACCUGUCCAACAUGCUGGCCAUGCUCAACACGGCCGUGAACUUCUUCCUUUACUGCUUCGUCAGCAAGCCGUUUCGAGGCGCCGUGCGGGACGUGGUGCUGCUGCGGGGCGGUCCGCUGUAUGCACGCCGCACUCUGCCUCCACAGCACACCCCCACCAAUGCCUCCAUCUCCUCUCUGUACAGCGGGAACAACAAGCGCUCACAGCGGGACUCCACCCCCUUAUCACCUCACAGGGCCAGAAAGCCCUCUUGACCCCGGGCCCCCUCCUUUUAAUCAAAAACACCCGCCAUCCCACGGUCCCCGAGCACUUCUGACCCCAGGGACGCACAACUGUGGCCAUCUGCCAGUCGGCCCCGGGGCCUUCUCAUGAGGCCUGAAAUGAACUUGAAAGACAUUUUUAAUGCUGGUGGUAUUUGUUCGUGUAAAUCAGAUGAGAUGACAGCUUAUUUAUUUUUGUUAGAUUUGUACAAAGAAAGGAGGUUUUCAUGUUUUUUCUUCUCCAUACAUGGCUCUGAUGUCAGGAAAUAAUUUUAAUAGUUGAAGAACAGAGAUUUAUUCAGUAGUCAGAGCAAAGUCAGAUCUUUUUGGCAUGCUGCUCUCCUAAACAGAGAGUAAAUAUUGGAUUUGGAUUUAUGCAGAGUGAAAUAAUGUCCCUAAAUUAAAACUAAUGCUGCUUUAU
Molecule: messenger RNA, 1691 nt
Organism: Cheilinus undulatus (humphead wrasse)
Lineage: Eukaryota; Metazoa; Chordata; Actinopteri; Labriformes; Labridae
Gene: gpr142
Product: G protein-coupled receptor 142
Exons: 3
Coding region: 167-1264 (365 amino acids)
Biological process (GO): G protein-coupled receptor signaling pathway
Cellular component (GO): membrane
Molecular function (GO): G protein-coupled receptor activity
Source: RefSeq, a predicted model, not a curated record